Molecule: messenger RNA, 2769 nt
Organism: Fukomys damarensis (Damara mole-rat)
Lineage: Eukaryota; Metazoa; Chordata; Mammalia; Rodentia; Bathyergidae
Gene: Ubap1
Product: ubiquitin associated protein 1
Exons: 7
Coding region: 185-1690 (501 amino acids)
Biological process (GO): ubiquitin-dependent protein catabolic process via the multivesicular body sorting pathway
Cellular component (GO): ESCRT I complex
Molecular function (GO): ubiquitin binding
Source: RefSeq, a predicted model, not a curated record
GCUGGGUGAAAGGAGCAGGAGUUGAGGGGUGAGGAGAAAGGGCCCGACCGAGAUCGGUAACUUGUGGAGAAUUCUGGGAGAAGAGUCGGAGUGACGGGACUAGAGUUGAAGGGGCGAAGGGGCAGAUGGGAUGCGGAAAAUGACUUCGGAUUAAGAGGACUAAAGCCCUACUAGAAGAUUCUAAAUGGCUUCUAAAAAGUUGGGUGCAGAUUUUCAUGGGACUUUCAGUUACCUUGAUGAUGUCCCAUUUAAGAUAGGAGACAAAUUCAAAACACCAGCUAAAGUUGGUCUACCUAUUGGCUUCUCCUUGCCUGAUUGUUUGCAGGUUGUCAGAGAAGUACAGUAUGACUUCUCCUUGGAAAAGAAAACAAUUGAGUGGGCUGAAGAUGUUAAGAAAAUUCAAGAAGCCCAGCAGGAAGCAGAGAGCAAGGCUGAGGAAGCAGAAGCUAAAGUGAAUUCUAAGAGUGGCCCAGAGGGUGACAGCAAAAUGAGCUUCUCCAAGACUCACAGUACAGCCACUAUGCCACCUCCUAUUAACCCUAUCCUUGCCAGCUUACAGCACAACAACAUCCUCACUCCGACUCGGGUCAGCAGUAGUGCCAUGAAAGAGAAAGUUCUCAGCCCACCUCACACAAAGGCCGAUUUCAAUCCUGCUGACUUUGAAUGUGAAGAAGACCCAUUUGAUAAUCUGGAGUUAAAAACUAUUGAUGAGAAGGAGGAGCUGAGAAACAUUUUGGUAGGAACCACUGGACCCAUUAUGGCUCAGUUAUUGGACAAUAACUUGCCCAGAGGCAGCUCUGGGUCUGUGUUACAGGAUGAGGAGGUCUUGGCGUCCUUGGAGCAGGCAACCCUGGACUUCAAGCCUCUUCAUAAACCCAAUGGCUUUAUAACUUUACCACAGUUAGGCAACUGUGAAAAGAUGUCGCUGUCUUCCAAAGUGUCCCUUCCUCCUAUCCCUACAGUAAGCAAUAUCAGAUCUCUGUCCUUUCCCAAACUUGACUCUGAUGACAGCAGUCAGAAGACAGUCAAGCUCGCGAGCACUUUCCAUAGCACAUCCUGCCUCCGCAGUGGCACGUUCCGAAAUUCCUUAAAGCCUUCUCCCCAAAGCAGUGCCAGUGAGAUCAAUGGGGACCAUGCUCUUGGGCUUUCAGCUUUGAACUUGGAUAGUGGCACAGAGGUGCCAACUCUGACAUCCCACAUGCCUUCCCUGUCUGUUUUGUCUCUGUGCACAGAAGAAUCAUCACCUUCAAAUGCAGGUCCCACAGUCACCCCUCCGAAUUUCUCAGUGUCACAAGUGCCCAACACACCCUGCUGUCCCCAGGCCUAUCCUGAACUUCAAGCACUGUCUCCCAGUGAGAGGCAGUGUGUAGAGACAGUGGUCAACAUGGGCUAUUCAUAUGAGUGUGUCCUGAGAGCCAUGAAGAAGAAAGGAGAAAAUAUUGAACAGAUUCUUGACUAUCUCUUUGCACAUGGACAGCUUUGUGAGAAGGGCUUUGACCCCCUUUUAGUGGAAGAGGCUCUGGAAAUGCACCAGUGUUCAGAAGAAAAGAUGAUGGAGUUUCUUCAGUUGAUGAGCAAAUUUAAGGAAAUGGGCUUUGAGCUGAAAGACAUUAAAGAAGCUUUGCUAUUACACAACAAUGACCAGGACAAUGCUUUGGAAGACCUCAUGACUCGGGCUGGAGCCAGCUGAGACCAGGCCUUGCCUGUAGGCCCUGCCACGGAACCACCCCCCCACCACCACCACCAGGCCCUGCAGAGCCCACCUGUGGGGAAGGAGAAGGGGCACACUUCCCAAUUUUCUUUUGGGGGUUAGAAGGUCAGGUGUGGAGUCUCUGCUUGCCAGUCUCUGUGAGCCUAGGUCUUGAGCUGGAGAGAAAGUAGGGAAGAUUUGGGCAUGUUAAUGCCCCAGACCCAUCCUGGCUCCUUCCAUAUUAAAUUUAUUUGUAUUUUAAGAAGUGUCCUUCCCACCUUGGCCCUCCAGAUAGACUACCUGGGUCUUUCUGGGGUCUCUGUGCCCUCAGCCAGAACCUAGCUUGGCUGCCAAGAAGAGUGGAGAGAAAAGGGGAGGGCCGGACUCAAUGCUGCUUUGAGGGUAGAAGCUUCCCCUUUUGUCUGCACUUAACUUUAAUCCAAGUGGAAGUGAAAGGUUCUUCCAGGGUUUUGUUCAUUUCCUUGCCUUUUAACAAAGUCUUAGUUAACACUGGUUCUGCAAUGUCUGUGAGGUACAGAGAAUGCACUUUUCCCAGGGGCUGAGUUUGCCUCUUCUGCCAGGCAGUCACCAUGCUUUUUUUUUUUGUCCAGACUGUUUCUUUCAGUAUGGUUUGGACCACAAUCCUCUGUUGCCCAGGGCUUCAGAGCUCCUGCUUUAGUAUACCAUUGCCAGUUUCAGUAAUCGUUGACCCCUCUUCCCAGCACAACUGAAUGGGUGAAAAAGCAGGCCACGACUUAAGUCACCGAGCACUAACACGCCCACAGUUCUCUGUGAACAGUCGCCGCCAGCCCUGCUUUAGGUUGACACAAGUAACACACCUAGGCAUAGAAAUCAUCUUUGGUUUGUUUUGUAUUAUGUUGUAUAUCAUUAAAGAUCUAAAUACAAAGGAUAUACAGUCUUCAUGAAUCUAAAAUAAUUUGCUAACUAUUUUGAUUCUUCAGAGAGAACAAAUAAAAAUUUAAAGGGUACUUCCUGCUGUAGUAUCUUCUUUAUUGUCAAGGGGUGUUUUAUGGAGCAGGGUGGAUGGGCAAGUGGAUGGUAAAGGGAUUUCCCGGGAC